Salvia splendens (bonfire salvia) is the source of this 1634-nucleotide messenger RNA. RefSeq names its product chaperone protein dnaJ 49. Bases 191 to 1288 code for a protein of 365 amino acids. Gene Ontology annotation, molecular function: Hsp70 protein binding. The transcript has 2 exons. NCBI's taxonomy places the organism in Eukaryota, Viridiplantae, Streptophyta, Magnoliopsida, Lamiales, Lamiaceae. Gene Ontology annotation, biological process: cellular response to misfolded protein. Gene Ontology annotation, cellular component: endoplasmic reticulum membrane. The record is from RefSeq and is a predicted model, not a curated record.
UGCUAAAUACACUUGACUUUGAUCGGUAUCUGAAUUGCGGAAUCUCGCAGAGAGCAAAACCCCACUUUGUUCAUCGCCCAAAUCCCCCAAUUCAAUUCAAUUCAAUUCAAUUCAAUUUCUUCAAUAAGUUCACCUUCCGAUUCUCGGCAUACACCUUUGCUCUCCGCAGAGAAUUUAUUGCAGGAAAAGUAUGGAUGGCAACAAAGAUGAAGCAUUGAAGUGUUUGAACAUCGCCAAGAACUCAAUUCUAUCCGGCGACAGAGAUCGCGCCCUAAAAUUCCUCAAUAAAGCCCGUAGGCUUGACCCGUCUAUCCAAAUCGACGAAUUUCUCUCCAAUCUCAGCGAUUCACCGCCGGAGGAGAAAAGCCCUAAUUCACCCACCGACGAAAGCCCUCCUGAUCCAUCGAAAACUGGCCCCCGCCGUAGGGCUCCGGCCGCCGCGCGAUCGACGUCGUCUUCUUCCACCGCAUCGGCGACCUAUACUGAGGAGCAGGUGACAAUUGUCAGAGAUAUUAAGAGGAAGAAGGAUUACUACGAAAUUUUAGGGGUGGAGAAAAGUUGCUCAGGUGAGGAUGUUCGGAAGGCGUAUAGGAAGCUCUCUUUGAAGGUCCAUCCUGAUAAGAACACGGCGCCAGGGGCGGAGGAGGCGUUCAAGAUGGUUUCCAAGGCAUUUCAGUGCUUGAGCGAUGAGGAGAGCCGUAAGAAAUAUGACGUCAUGGGAUCGGAUGAGCCGGUCUACGAGAGGAGAGGCGGAGGGGGUGGUCACGGGAUGCGUGGCUUUAACGGGUUUUAUGAAGCCGACGUUGAUGCGGAUGAGAUUUUUAGGAAUUUCUUCUUCGGGGGAAUGCAUCCUGCAACGACUGGGAAUUUCGGAGGAUUUGCGUUUGGACCAGGUGUGAGAGUGAGAACUGGUGGAGCUGGAGUUGGAGUUGAUCAUAGCCCUAAUUGGGUGAGAACUGUGGUGCAGUUGCUGCCGGUGAUACUCAUAUUGUUAGUGAACUUCAUGCCUUCAUCGGAGCCGGCUUACUCCCUCUCUCGGACUAACUACCAUGAUGUUAGGUUCACUACACCGAAGGGGGUGAACUAUUUUGCCAACUCUGGGAAAUUCGAGCAGCAGUAUCCGGCUAAUAGUCACGAACGCGUUGCAAUUGAGCAAUGGGUUGAGGACGAUUACCAUAAUUCCUUAGUGCAAAACUGCAGAGUUGAGUGGCAGCAGCUUCAUUGGGGAUAUAGGCGGGAGACGCCAAAUUGUGAUGCAUUGAGGCGCUUUGAGGCUAUGGCUCAGUGAAGCAUUGAGGCGGAUGUGGCCACUGUUAAAUGAUUAAAGAUUAACGAGAAUCGGUAUAAUUUGCGUGUAUUCGUGAUUAAUUAGUGGAACCAGAGAAUCUGGAGUUUGCUGUGGCAAACAGAGAUUUAUAUGAAUCCUUUAUCCUACAUAACAGAGGAGGAUGCUCCAACUCCAACACCAUAUAUUUUUUUGUAAUUCGACAUUUUAAUCUUACUAUAUUAUACCAAAUGUCUAUUGAACUUUUGUGUAGUUGCUACUUGUUAGUAUUAUAUUCCUGCUUUCAGCCUUUUGUAUUCUUUCACAUAUAAACAUGGUUUUGCAAUCUGAUUCCUUUCUUUGCGUGCGA